AUGUUUGUGAUUUAUUUCACGUCUGAUUCCAGUCAAAAUAAUUAUUCAAAAUUCUUGACACAUGCAAUGCAUGCUUUAAGAAUUAAUGAAACAUUAUAUUUUCAUCAAUAUUUAAACAUGGGUAUAUCAUUAGAAGGAGAUCGUGAUUGUAAUUUGAUAAACCGAUCUCUCUGCUACACCACAAAGAAAAGUUUAGUAGUGUCUUUCUGGCGAGAUAAUUCUCGCAAGAAAUGGCUAGCAAAAAAUAUAUUCAAAGCCUUUCCAGGUGAUCACUUUACUCGUGUAAUCAUGAUACACGAUAAGUCAAAUUGGCUCAACUUCCCUAAUCAUGAGCAAUUUAUUUGGAUACAUGUAAAUGCUCAAAAACGGUUUUGGUAUAUGAAACGUUUCAUCACACCAGAGAUUCUGAGCGCAUACAAGUAUAUCUGGGUCCUUGAUGACGAUGUUGAACUAUUAUUUGAUUCUUUACAUUAUGAAUGUGUUAUUGCACAACUGAACGUAAGUUUUUCGUCUCCGGGUCGUCUCAAAGGCAUCACUUCUCAUGCAAUCACACGUGUAAAUCAAGAUUACGUCAACAAGAUUGGCCGAUGGACAGAUUUUAUCGAAAUCGGCCCCAUAUUCGUUGGAACAUCCAGCGCAUGGCAAUGUCUAUGGCAUUAUAUGAGUGCUUUUGUGGGACUAGGCUGGGGAUUUGAUCUAGUUUGGUGUAGAUUGCUUGCUCAUAAAUGUUCAUUAAAUAUAACUAUGGAACGUUCAUGCGCCGUGCUCGAUAUUUUCGGCGUCAAUCAUUUAUCUGAAUACACUGCUACAACUGCUUUAGGAAGUCAAGAAGUUCCAGCUUACAACGAAUAUUAUGGUAACUUUCACACUAAACAAGUUAAUAUUGCACCGUUGGCAAAUGAUAUCAAUAUUUAUUCGUCAUGCAGCAAAACCCGAUGA
Molecule: messenger RNA, 939 nt
Organism: Rotaria socialis
Lineage: Eukaryota; Metazoa; Rotifera; Eurotatoria; Philodinida; Philodinidae
Source: the annotation of a GenBank genome assembly